GAAAGAGGAGUGGGAGCGCAGGAGGACGACCGUCACACAGGAGCAGAGCAGCAGCGCUGGAGGAACGCAUCCAAACAUUUCAUCCUUUACACCAAAGCGAGGCCUUUCUAUACGUAUAUUCUUUCGGAUUUUUGCAGACAAGUGUUGCGCGUUAUCUGAGGAAAGCGGACUCGUCUUCACCGAUUAUCCGUCAGCUUUUCGGAAAUAACCAAGGAGUUGUUUUCCACUCCCCGAGCGCAAGGUUUGCAUCGUGGCUCUUUCAGAAGUGGCAUGUUCGAGGGAUACCGCGGACACAAUUGAACUCCUGCUUUCACCCAAAGAGGAUUCAAUGAAAAUGUCCGUGUGUGUCCAUGAGAACCGAAAAUCCCGAGCCAGCACUGGCUCGAUGAACAUCUACCUGUUCCACAAGUCCUCCUAUGCCGAUAGUGUCCUCAUGCACCUCAACUCGUUGCGGCAGCAACGUCUUUUCACAGACGUCCUGCUUCAUGCAGGUAGCCGCUCCUUCCCCUGCCAUCGGGCCGUGCUGGCUGCCUGCAGCCGCUACUUUGAGGCCAUGUUCAGCGGCGGGCUGAGGGAGAGCCAGGCCAGUGAGGUCGACUUCCGUGACUCCAUCCACCCGGAGGUUUUAGAGCUCCUGCUGGAUUAUGCAUACUCAUCACGUGUGGUCAUCAACGAGGAAAACGCAGAGUCACUGUUGGAGGCUGGGGACAUGCUAGAGUUUCAAGACAUCCGGGAUGCCUGUGCUGAAUUCCUAGAGAGAAACCUUCACCCAACUAACUGCCUUGGCAUGCUGUUGCUGUCUGACGCUCACCAGUGCACCAAGCUGUCAGAGCUCUCCUGGGGUAUGUGCCUCAGCAACUUUCCCGCUAUUUGCAAGACAGAGGACUUCCUCCAACUGCCCAAAGAUAUGGUGGUGCAGCUUUUGUCACAUGAGGAGCUAGAGACAGAAGAUGAGAGACUGGUUUAUGAAGCUGCUCUUAACUGGAUCAACUAUGACCUGGAAAAGAGACACUGCCACCUUCCUGAGCUCCUGAGAACGGUCCGCCUGGCCUUGCUGCCUGCCAUCUUUCUCAUGGAGAACGUGUCUACAGAAGAGCUGAUCAACGCAAAGCCCAAAAGCAAAGAGCUUGUGGAUGAAGCUAUCCGCUGUAAGUUGAAGAUCCUGCAAAACGAUGGCGUCGUCAACAGCCCGUGUGCUCGACCAAGAAAGACCAGCCAUGCCUUAUUUCUUCUGGGAGGGCAGACUUUCAUGUGCGACAAGUUGUACCUGGUGGACCAGAAAGCCAAAGAGAUCAUCCCCAAGGCCGACAUUCCCAGCCCCAGGAAGGAGUUCAGCGCCUGCGCCAUCGGAUGUAAGGUGUACAUCACUGGUGGGAGAGGCUCAGAGAAUGGUGUCUCCAAAGAUGUGUGGGUCUACGACACCGUCCAAGAGGAAUGGUCAAAGGCAGCACCCAUGCUCAUUGCCAGGUUUGGCCAUGGCUCUGCAGAGCUGAAACACUGCCUCUACGUGGUAGGAGGUCACACGGCAGCAACUGGCUGCCUCCCAGCUUCUCCGUCUGUAUCGCUCAAACAGGUGGAGCAGUUUGACCCAGUGGCAAACAAGUGGACCAUGGUGGCUCCUUUGAGAGAGGGUGUGAGCAAUGCAGCAGUGGUCAGCGUCAAGCUCAAGCUCUUUGCCUUUGGAGGAACCAGCGUCACCCACGACAAGUUGCCCAAGGUGCAGUGCUACGAUCCGCAGGAGAACCGAUGGUCUGUGCCCGCGUCCUGCCCGCAGCCGUGGCGCUACACAGCCGCCGCCGUGCUGGGGAACCAGAUCUUUGUCAUGGGCGGGGAUACAGAGUUCUCAGCAUGCUCGGCUUAUAAGUUCAGCAGUGAGACAUACCAGUGGACUAAAGUGGGCGACGUGACGGCCAAGCGGAUGAGCUGCCAGGCGGUGGCAUCGGGGAACAAACUGUAUGUGGUGGGUGGGUACUUUGGCACACAGCGGUGUAAAACUCUUGACUGCUAUGACCCCACGUUGGAUGCUUGGAACAGCAUCACUACCGUGCCAUACUCGCUCAUUCCCACUGCUUUCGUCAGCACCUGGAAACAUCUGCCUGCUUGAGCCCAAAACCCUCUACCUACACCCUUUCCAUGAGAUUUCCCUCUUUUGCAUCAUCUACUGGACUCCAACUGUGAAGAAGCACACGUUAUCUUCCUCUAAAAGAGACGCUGAGCAGUGAUGUACAGACACCCGCAUUCAUCUUGAUGUUGCAAAGAUGCAGAAAGCUGGAUAUUUUACUGGAAUGAUGUCUACUUUUAUUUCCAUAAAGGACGCUGAGGCCUACAGGGCAGUAGCUUACGCAAACAAACCAAACAAACUGCUGCUUGUUUUAUGAGGCACAAACUCCAACCUUGUGUACAUCUGGCAUAUGCGUUCAUGCUGCCAUACGAGGACUGCAAACAUAUCACACAACCUGCAUUCUUCCCAUUUAGUCAUGACAGGCUUGUGAGAAUGUGCAUUGAUGUUUUUCUCUACGAUAAAAAAAAUUUGAAAAAGAAUUCUCUUUUCAUCGAGGCUGCAAUGUAUAGCAUGAUAUUCUAUUUAGAAUGAGGGAGGGAGAAUGCAAGGAUUGGUGUGCUAUAGGAAAAAAACUCAGUUUAACUGAAUAUAGCCGAUUUAUAAAAGGCACAAUGAAGGAGCAAAUCACUUCUUUCUCUUUUCCAAUGAGCUCAUUUGUUUGACCCCUUUAUAUCUUCUAUUUUCUUCUUUCAAAGCCGUGCUUCUAACAGCUCUGACACACAAACUAACCUUCCAGUGUUCCUCUUAUGAAGGCUUUGGCAGUUUGCUGUCACUGCAAGCUGCGAGGUGUUGACGACCAACACCAGCUGAGGUUGAGGAGGAUGGAGGGGAUCUGUGCGUGGCAGGUGGGGGUUUGAGGUGCCUCGUGGUCACAAACUUACAUGUUUGCUGUUUUGCAGCUACGCAUUAACACCCGCUGAAUGCCGGCUAACUAGCCCACUAUACACAGGGGCGGUAUUCAGUGUUAGGCUCCAUCGCUUCAGAAAGAACACUGUCACAUUCAGCUGUACACUUAAUGCUGUAAAAGACCGGCUGUGCUUCUGUUAUUCUGAUUAAAAAGCAGUUGCUCGCUUGCUGAGUCAUAGCUGAACCCUUUCUAGAGCAUGUCCACUCAUAGUGAUUCAGUAAAACUGGCAUGAACUCUUCUCAGUGGUCACAUAAAUCUUGUCACCUUAACCUAAACCGAGAAUGAAUCAGUGUCUUUUUAAACUUGCUGCAAUGUAGUCUUAAUUUAUAUGACUUAAAUGAUUACUCUGUUCUGUUAAUAUGUUUAAUCCUAUUUAUUUCUUCUCUGCCUGCAUUCUUAUUUGAAAGUCUAUUUCGGGUUAUGUCAUGCAUGGUCAGGUGUUGUGUUUUAUCUGAUCUCAGUUGGGCUACAUUUUGCACAAUUCAGUCUUUCCAGGAGGAACUUUAAAUUCUUUCAAAAGAGACAAAGGUUAAAUUUUCACAGAGUAUUGAUGGAGGAGGAAGAAUGGCUCGGAUUACUGAGGAUGUGAAGCAGUUUGGGCCACAGGGUCGUUAUCCAAAUAAGAAGACUGAAUGGUGUUGAAAGCAAUUUUCAUUUUUACAUCAGACAGAUUCUCUUUAAACUCUCACCUGGGUCCAGACCUGUCUUAAAUAGACCCGUUGGGGAUUUAUUUUUAUUUAAGAUCUGUGUCUGUUUGUCUUAAAUAGAUCUGUCGGGGGUCCAAACUCUACUAACAAAACACAAAAAUCUGAACCAUAAAACAGAUAAGGCUGCUGGAACGGUGCGGUAUGCGACCCAUAAACUAACCUUGACAUAGUUAAGAAUGCAACCGUCUCUGCAGCUGUCCUUGGGGCAGCUGGAGGACUGUCACAUGUGCUAUCUUGGCUUUUUGAGGUGUUAACCCACAGUCUUCUUCCCCAUUGGGUUGAGAAAUAGUUCCAGAGAAUCCAGUAAGCUGUGCAUUGAUAAGGGCAAACACCGCAGUGCUUUUCACCGUAGUGUCAAUGAUGCACAUAAAAAAGGAAGAAAGAAAACAUUGCAAGUUUUGAAAGACCAAAAAGAGAGAAUGUCUUAAACACUUGCAUAUGAAAUGGUUACUCUAAUCAGUGUUUUGUCUGUAUGUCUGUCUAUGUGACCUGAACAUUGACGUUUUACAAUUGAGUAUUAAUGAAAUCAUUGAAUUUCAAUGUAAGAGGUAAUGUUUCGGUGGAAUAUGUAUAUAUUUUUUCAAAUGUCCUUCUUUGUGGAUUCAUGAAACGAAUCAAAUCUGUGGGGAACAAUUGGUAAACAACUUUGUAAAUUCCUGCUCAGCUCUUUAAGCCACCCACAAGUUCAUCCUUUUAUUGACAAUUUUAAGGACUUCAGUGGAGAACCUCGGGGCUCCACGACUUCCUCCUAACACUGAACACAAAGCUUUUGGCCCCACCAAUCAAUUUGAAGCAUUUUUUCCUCAUAGAACGCAAGUUUCCCUGGCAACAACGAGUAAUGAAUUCCCCUUCAAUUUGCACCUAAUUGCUGAGUGGCAUUUCCUAUUUCUACUCUUGCCCUCUGCUUUUCCUCUGUUUUGUCUGGAAAUCCAGCUUGCUCAGAUAGGAGCACAGUAUCUUGAUUCACAUAAUGAUGUAAAUUAGACACUAAAAAACACUGUCAAUGUGCAUCAGUUUCAUUUCUUCGUUGUCAUGUAAGAGUUUAAUUUCUAUUUUUUAUGGCAUUAUUUUGUAAAUUUUUUUCACAAUGUGAAAUUCAUGGUUAAUAAACAUAAGAGUUUUUUCCUCUUGACUGUAAA
Molecule: messenger RNA, 4815 nt
Organism: Etheostoma spectabile (orangethroat darter)
Lineage: Eukaryota; Metazoa; Chordata; Actinopteri; Perciformes; Percidae
Gene: enc1
Product: ectodermal-neural cortex 1
Exons: 3
Coding region: 329-2104 (591 amino acids)
Biological process (GO): ubiquitin-dependent protein catabolic process
Cellular component (GO): Cul3-RING ubiquitin ligase complex; cytoplasm
Molecular function (GO): protein binding
Source: RefSeq, a predicted model, not a curated record